CUCCAGCCUUCCAACAUGAUGGGUGAAGAUGAAGAGAUCACAGCCUUGGUGUGCGACAAUGGCUCUGGUUUGGUGAAGGGGGGCUUUGCUGGCGAUGAUGCCCCCCGGGCGGUCUUCCCUUCCAUUGUCGGACGCCCAAGACACCAGGGUGUCAUGGUAGGGAUGGGCCAAAAGGAUUCCUACGUGGGAGACGAAGCGCAGGGAAAGAGAGGCAUCUUAACCUUGAAGUAUCCCAUUGAGCAUGGUAUCAUCACUAACUGGGAUGACAUGGAAAAGAUCUGGCACCACACCUUCUAUAACGAGCUGCGUGUGGCCCCCGAGGAGCACCCCACCCUGCUGACCGAGGCUCCCCUCAACCCCAAAGCCAACCGGGAGAGGAUGACCCAGAUCAUGUUCGAAACCUUCAACGUGCCCGCCAUGUAUGUGGCCAUCCAGGCGGUGCUCUCCCUGUACGCCUCUGGCCGAACCACCGGGAUGGUGCUGGACUCUGGAGAUGGUGUCACCCAUAAUGUCCCCAUCUACGAAGGCUACGCCUUGCCUCAUGCCAUCCAGCGCUUGGAUCUGGCUGGCCGUGACCUCACAGACUACCUGAUGAAGAUCCUAACCGAACGCGGCUACUCCUUCGUCACCACAGCUGAGCGGGAGAUUGUGCGGGACAUCAAGGAGAAGCUGGGCUACGUGGCUUUGGACUUUGAGAAUGAGAUGGCCACGGCUGCUUCCUCGUCCUCAGUAGAGAAGAGCUACGAACUCCCUGAUGGACAGGUGAUCACCAUUGGCAACGAACGGUUCCGGUGUCCAGAGACCCUCUUCCAACCCUCUUUCAUUGGCAUGGAGUCGGCAGGCAUUCAUGAAACAACCUAUAACUCCAUCAUGAAGUGUGACAUCGACAUCCGUAAGGACCUGUAUGCCAACAACGUCCUCUCCGGUGGCACUACCAUGUACCCAGGCAUUGCUGAUCGCAUGCAGAAAGAAAUUACUGCCUUGGCUCCCAGCACCAUGAAGAUCAAGAUCAUUGCUCCGCCGGAGCGGAAAUACUCUGUGUGGAUCGGUGGAUCCAUCUUGGCUUCCCUUUCUACCUUCCAGCAGAUGUGGAUCAGCAAGCAAGAAUAUGACGAAGCAGGACCGUCUAUUGUCCACAGGAAGUGUUUCUAA
Python bivittatus (Burmese python) is the source of this 1152-nucleotide messenger RNA. RefSeq names its product actin, alpha skeletal muscle 3-like. The record is from RefSeq and is a predicted model, not a curated record. NCBI's taxonomy places the organism in Eukaryota, Metazoa, Chordata, Lepidosauria, Squamata, Pythonidae.